Molecule: messenger RNA, 2590 nt
Organism: Nycticebus coucang (slow loris)
Lineage: Eukaryota; Metazoa; Chordata; Mammalia; Primates; Lorisidae
Gene: C9H6orf47
Product: chromosome 9 C6orf47 homolog
Exons: 1
Coding region: 828-1709 (293 amino acids)
Source: RefSeq, a predicted model, not a curated record
UUCCCGAUGCUGCUGCUUCCGGACUCCGCGGCUCCGGGCGGCUCGGCGAGGCCACGGUUCCAACGCUGGGCCCAGAAAGGGGCCCAGCCCACAGCGCCUUCGACGCGUGGGUCCCUUGAUAGGCCCAUGCUUUGCCUCUGAUUUGGGAUCUCCGAGGACAUCUCAGUUCUGACCUUGCGGAGGCCGCACUCUGCUGCUUGCUUGCCGGCUGGCGAGGCCACUGGAAUCACAGCUCCCUAAAUCAAGAGGCAAACGCUGCUGGCUGGAAUUUGCCUGACACCCCCAUACCACCUCCCAACAAAGAGAAUUUCUAUUCCUUGAACUCACUUGGGGCAGCAGUUUAAAACUCCCCAUAUCCAGGAGCACCUAGGACCUGGGGCCACCUUCCUGCCUGCCUUCUUGGAUGAAGCACCGCCUCCUCAGUUUCUGGGGUAACUUGAGGCGAGGCCUGGGUGAGUGAAACUUGGGGUGCUACCCGCUGGGAAGGAAAUCCGGAAACAGGAUUCUGUGGGAGUGACCCAGACCUUCACAGAUCUGAGACUCUUGGAAUCUUGUGUUUGUGUGUGUGGGGGGUGGAGAUGGUGACUGAAUUUGGAUAUGCCUCCUUUCUCCAUCCCUAAGCUGAAAAGGAAAAAGUCAUUUGCCACACUUGCGACUGCACAGCCAUUUAGGGAUGUGAGGAACCGCUUCUGAAUUCAUAAUAGGACAGCAUCACUAAGCAGAUACCCAUUCUGAGCCUGAAAAGACUGUCUUCUGAGGAGACCCUGAGGAUCUAACAGUGCUGGGAAGCAGCCCCAGUAUUGGGGUGCUCAUUACAUACCCCAGCCAUGUUCCUAAGACAGCUUGGUGGUUGGCUACCUCGCCCGUGGGGCCACCGGAAACCAAUGAAGCCUGACUCGCCUACCCCAGAACCCAGACGGUUGGACAGCUCCCCUGAGAAUUCAGGGAGUGACUGGGAUAGUGCCCCAGAAACCAUGGAAGACGCGAGGCCUCUCAAGACUAAGGACUCAGAGUUACUGAGGAGCUCUGGUACUGCUUCAAAACCAAGCAGGCAAGCCCAAGUUGAGCAAUUGGGGAGCAAAAGAAUGGAUUCCCUCAAGUGGGACAAGGCUGUCUCUAGCACUGAAGAGUCUGGGAGACUGGAGGCUGGAGGAGCUAUUCCCAAACUCGAAUGGGAUUGUGUGGAUUCAAGUGGCAUCAGUAGACCUAGGAUAUCCCCUGAAGUGGCACUGAAUGCUCCUGGGCCUGAAGUCCCAGUGGAGAAACCUGGCCGGCGUCAGAAGCUGCUGGGCUGGCUGCGGGGGGAAUCAGGAGCUCCCUCACAGUACUUGGGGGACCCAGAGGAGUGUCUGCAGAUCUCCACCAAUCUGACCCUGCAUCUGCUGGAGCUGCUGGCCUCAGCCCUGUUGGCGCUGUGCUCACGGCCUCUGCGGGCAGCCUUGGAUGCACUGGGCCUGCGUGGACCCCUGGGCCUCUGGCUGCAUGGGCUACUGUCCUUCCUGGCUGCCCUACAUGGGCUCCAUGCUGUGCUGAGCCUACUUACAGCCCACCCCCUGCACUUUGCCUGCCUCUUUGGCCUCCUACAGGCCCUGGUGCUGGCUGUCAGCCUCCGGAAGCCCAAUGGGGAUGAGAAGGCCACUGACUGGGAGAAUGGGGGACUGGAGAGGGAGAGUGAGAAGCAGAGGGAAGACCCAGGAAAGGGACUUUGACCAUGGGUUAGGGUUGGGUGGGGACAAAAGGUGAAGACAAUGUGGCCUUUAGGGGGAGAGCAUAGGGUAUGAGCCAGACUGUAAGCACAGGGACCUCAGGGAUGAGGAAGAAACCCCGGAGUAGAAGGGCACAGGGACUUCUUCAUAUACAGGAGAAAAUACAGCUAAAAUAGGGUGUCUUUGUUUAUGGACUAUGGGGGUAUGGCCCUUGGAUUCACCAGCUGUUAUUACUUUUUGCUUUUACAUUUCUCCUAUCUCAAGUUAUUUUUUUCCACCUCCACCUUUUUUGUUUUUUUUUUUUUGCAAUUUUUGGCCAGGGCUGGGUUUGAACCCGCCACCUCUGGUAUAUGGGGCCAGCGCCCUACUCCUUUGAGCCACAGGCGCCAGCCCACCUCCACCUUUUAAAAGCCAAAAACAACAAAAAAUAGCGUGGUGGUGGAUAAUAAAGACCAAAGGGUCCUCCCUCACUUUAAAAACUUUCUAGGGGUGGAGGAAACCAGAGGUAGAUAGACCUCUGUGGCAAGUGGGUAUAGUUGGGAGACCCAACCCAAAGGAUCCUUUAGAUCUUGGGAUCUGAGCCAUCUAGGAAAAUGUGGGGCUGCUCGGCAAGUGCAUUAGCAGGUCUGGAUUGGGGCCCACAGGUGACGGAUUCAGCAGAGAGUAUCUGGUACUCAUGGGAACCAGAGGGAGUGGGGAAGGUACACGCAGCACUGGCAGGAGGGUUAACUCAGAAGGGUUGACAGCUCAGAUGAGCAGUAUGGGGGGAGCCCAUAGUUUCUCCUGGGGGCCAGGAGUUUGCUCACUCAGCAAUAAAUAAUUUUGUCACGCCAAAUCCUAAAUAUAUCAUUAUAAAGUGAGAGUUACUGCCACUCACUGUCCUU